AUGUCCAUGUUUUUCUCUAUCUGGACGUCUGCGGAUCAAUUUUAUCGCCUAGUCAACUUGUUAUCGUUAAACAAAGAGUCUUUUUAUUAUCUUAAUGGCCAAGCAUGUGAACCUUUUGGGAGCAUUCCGGUGUUUCUCGGCGAGUGUUCAAGAAUGCGCGCAAUUGGCAUUGCCGUUCGAAUCAUAGUAGUUUUGCUAUUAUGGGAUUGUGAGGCGUCAACCGUAGACAAGGCCAGCAUAUCUGAAACAAGUUUGAAUGUUACGGAAACGACAAGCUUUUGCGGUGGUUUUGUCACCCAUUCAUUCGGUAACAUCACGUCUCCGAAGUAUCCGUCUAACUACGAUGACAUGCUUAAUUGCAAAUGGCAUUUUCUUGUCCAAUCUUCCCACAGGAUCCUUUUCCAAUUCUACAAGUUGUUCAGUACUGAGCAUGGCUAUGAUCGUGUUUCUAUUUAUGAUGGAAUCUCUAAUUCAGCUCGGCUGAUUGUCGAACUCUCUGGGAAUGAUAGUUUGAGUCAGAUUUUCACGACUACCUCCAAUACAGCAACUGUUCGCUUCACUACCGACAAUAGCUUAAACUUUCCUGGGUUUGCACUGUACUACUCUACGGAUCCUAUUCCAGCGUGUGGAGGCGUACUGUACACGGAUGGUAUCAUUGAAACUCCAGAUUUCCCUGCUCACUAUCCAUCAUCAGCCAAGUGUCGAUGGGUUAUUACAGCUGAAAGUGACAAGCGAAUUGAAAUUACAUUCGAAUCUUUUCAGACUGAACCUGGAAGAGAUUUCUUAACGAUAAUGGAUCCCCUGACGGAUUUGCCGCUGUUGAUUCACUCCGGUUUUAGUUUGCCGGAUACGUUGAUUUCUCCUUCCAAUCAACUUAUUUUGAUAUUUCAAUCAGAUCAUGUCAUUAAUCAACCUGGGUUUGAACUAAGUUACAAGAUAAUAUAAACCUUUUUCACUU
This is a messenger RNA of Daphnia magna, 958 nucleotides long. RefSeq names its product bone morphogenetic protein 1. Bases 1 to 945 code for a protein of 314 amino acids. The transcript has 4 exons. The record is from RefSeq and is a predicted model, not a curated record. Lineage: Eukaryota; Metazoa; Arthropoda; Branchiopoda; Diplostraca; Daphniidae.